AUGAUUAAAAGUGAAACCGGUGAGAGAGACAGAAUGACGGAUAGCAAGGCUGACAAAAGCGACAAUGACACAGAGACAACACGCCUAAGAAGCGACGAGACGUCAAUCAGGGAAGACUCCAUUAGAGAACUGGACGAAGACAAUGAUAAAGACGCUACUCGUAAAGGGAACAAAGGAAAGCAACGAAUAAUGCGGGGCCAUCCAGUGAUUCAACCAGUGAUCGUUCUGCCGUCGCUGCUCGCCGGAUUCCUAUGGGGAAUUGCUCAGACAUCGUUUUUCAUUGCUAAUCAACACCUCUCUCAAGCUGUUACGUUUCCUAUUAUCACAAUGCUCCCUGGAUGUAUAGUUGCCGCUUGGAGUAUCUUCUACUUCCACGAGAUCAAGGGUAGCCGAAACUUCAAAAUUCUUGCCGUCGCCAUGCUGGUAACGCUGCCUGGAACGGUGAUGGUUGGACUGUCGAAAUUUGUCGAUCUCUGA
Cooperia oncophora is the source of this 477-nucleotide messenger RNA. Lineage: Eukaryota; Metazoa; Nematoda; Chromadorea; Rhabditida; Trichostrongylidae. The record is from the annotation of a GenBank genome assembly.